This is a messenger RNA of Centropristis striata (black sea bass), 1425 nucleotides long. Its product is annotated as zinc-binding protein A33-like. The record is from RefSeq and is a predicted model, not a curated record. Gene Ontology annotation, molecular function: zinc ion binding; protein binding. Bases 1 to 1425 code for a protein of 474 amino acids. The transcript has 6 exons. NCBI's taxonomy places the organism in Eukaryota, Metazoa, Chordata, Actinopteri, Perciformes, Serranidae.
AUGGCAGCGAUUUCAUUCUCUGAAGAGGAUUUAGUUUGCCCUCAAUGCUCUGGGAUUUAUUACCUUCCUGUUCUGCUAAAAUGUGGCCACAACAUUUGCAGAGUUUGUUUACAGAAAUUCUGGGAAUGGAAAGGAUCUCGAGAAUGUCCUGUGUGUGGCACCGUGGCUGUCCCUGGGAGGCCUCCUAUCAAUUUGGCACUCAAGUUAGCUGCGGACAAGUAUCAAGUGAAAAACACCGGAGAGGAUCAAGAUGUUUGUUAUCUUCACAAGGAGAAGCUGACGAUUUUUUGUCAGAAUGACGAAGAGCCCAUCUGUCUCGUCUGCCAAAUGUCAAAACAGCAUAAAGUUCAUGAAUGCUGCCCAGUGGACGAGGCGGCCCAACAGAAAAAGACAGAAAUUUCAGCCAUGCUGGAGACCUUGAGGAAAAAGCUCAGAAUACUGGACCAGACCAAGGUGCACUGGGAGGAAACCAAAGAUUAUAUACAGAGCCAAGCUCAUCAAAAUGAGGAAGCGAUAAAGGAGGAGUUUGAGAAGCUGCACCUGUUCCUUUGGGAGGAGGAAAACAGUCGUCUGAAGGUGCUCAAACAGGAGGAGGAAGUUAAGACCCAGGUGAUGCGUGAGAAGCUGGAAAACAUCAAGGACCAGAUCAAAACCCUCUCUUCCACCAUCAGUGACAUCGAGGCAGCCCUCAGAGCCAAAGAUCUACCAUUUCUACAGGGGUACAAGCAGACAAAGAAAAGGGCGAAAAGCAACGUUAAAGAGCCAGGGUGUAUCAGAGACAUCCUGAUCAACUCUGCAAAGCAUCUUGGAUCACUGAGGUUUGGAAUUUGGAAGAAGAUGGCCAACAUCGUCACAUGUGCUCCCGUCACUUUGGAUCCAAACACGGCCCAGACCAACUUAAAGUUCUCGGAAGAGUUAACCUGUGUACAAUACUGCAGUAAGCAGCUCUCACCAGACAACCCUGAGCGCUGCACCAACCGCGUGUGUGUGCUUGGAGCGACCGGCUUCACAUCUGGGAAGCACACCUGGACCGUGCAGGUGGGCCAAGGUAAAGACUGGUACAUCGGAGUGGCCCAAGAGUCCAUCAAAAGGAAGAGCACCGUGUUCCUCAACCCGAGCGAGGGAUUCUGGGUGAUCGGCCUGUGCAACGGAGACUCAUUCUGGGCUCAGACCUCGACCCGCACCAAACUCGUGUUGAAGCAGAAGCCUGAGAAGAUUACUAUACAUCUCGACUACGACAAAGGAAAGGUGGUUUUUAUCAACGCUGCUGAUUUGACGAAAAUACACACAUUCAAAGAUCAGUUUAAAGAGAGGGUUUUCGCCUACUUCUCCCCUGGAUUGUGUGAAGACGGGAAAACCUCCAGCCCACUGAAAAUCUGUCCUCUGACAGUAAAAGUGGAUGUAGAGUCGACUUGCAUACAGUAG